Messenger RNA from Clupea harengus (Atlantic herring), 2141 nucleotides. RefSeq names its product 2-aminoethanethiol dioxygenase a (gene adoa). The record is from RefSeq and is a predicted model, not a curated record. Gene Ontology annotation, cellular component: mitochondrion. Gene Ontology annotation, molecular function: oxidoreductase activity, acting on single donors with incorporation of molecular oxygen, incorporation of two atoms of oxygen. Lineage: Eukaryota; Metazoa; Chordata; Actinopteri; Clupeiformes; Clupeidae.
AAUUUUCACGUUAUAUGUGUUUUUAAUUUAUCAGUAAAUAUCGCUAUGUGCUAAAAAGAACUUCAAGUUCCAACAUUCUACAGUUAAUGUACGCAGGCGCCGUAACUGCGGACGUGUAAAUCAGAUAGCCAUGAAUGGGGUGGUGGGGAGACGAGUAGCUAUGUGGAUCAUAUCUGGAGGCAAAUAUCUUUGAUUGUAAUACCAUGGAUUAUUUAAAACUUUGACUAUACACCUGUUUGUUUUGCCUGCUGGUUGGUGCCUUUGGAUAUUGGAUCACAUCGGUGGAAAUCAGGCCCGCUUUCGCUCCACAUUCUCGUUGAGAGACUUUGCGCCUGAAGAAAACAAGCAUCGGCUACGACCAGCUGCAAAAUGCCACGGGACAUCAUACCGUCUUUAAUCCAGAAAAUCGCUACUCAAGCUUAUGCCACGUUCAAACAUUUUGGGGCGGCCGCCAUAGUGGACAAUAAUGUCUUUUUGGAUAAUCAAGCCAAACUGACUACCCUCGUAACUGAAAUCAGGGCUGCAGACCUAAAGAUUACACCACCGAAAAGCAAAGGCUCCAUGCCGAGUGUCCACAACCCUCCUGUCACGUAUAUGCAUAUAUGUGAAACUGAUGCGUUCAGCAUGGGAGUAUUUUUACUUAAAAGAGGGGCGUCUAUCCCUCUGCACGACCACCCAGGUAUGAACGGAGUGUUGAAAGUUCUCUAUGGCAAGGUCAAUAUACGGUGUUUCGACAAGUUGGAUAAACCGCCAGAUGCCGAGACCGAGCCCGUCUUCGACCCACCGCUGAUGCCCUUCCAGAAAGACGCACUUAGGCGCUCCGUUCUAAAGACGACAGGUGAAUAUACGGAGGACAGUGGUCCCUGCAUUUUGAGUCCUGUGAACGAUAACCUUCAUCAAAUAGAUGCAGUGGAAGGACCGGCGGCAUUUCUCGAUAUACUGGCACCCCCUUAUGACCCUGACGACGGGAGAGACUGUCAUUAUUUCAAAGUUUUACAGCCGGUUUCGAAAUCGGUGGACAGAAACUCAGAGCAGACAGUGGAAGGGGAAACGUGGCUUCUAGAAGUUCCUCAGCCCGCCGACUUCUGGUGCGGAGGCGAGCCUUACCCCGGCCCCGAAGCGUCUGUCUGAAACGUGCCCACGCCAAGGACACCUGCGCGUCAGCCACGUUAUCGCGUGUAUGAUCUGAGGCACGCUUGGGAAGUUCAACCGAAGAUAAAGCAAACAACUUAGUCAAAGGCUAUUCAGCUUCACAAAUAACAUGAAAUAUCUUAAAAUACCAACCUGCUGGGUUCAAUACCCUUUGCAUCUUGAUCAUAGUGUCGAAAUAAACAUUUCCCUUGCAUGCUCCGAAGGUGGCCUGUGACUAAUGUCUCUUCAGGAGAAUUUGAAUAUCCAUAAGGCAGUGAUAUCAACUAGUGCUGUGUUGUAAAUGUAAAUAUCGAAUGUAAACAUGCUUUAAAAGCAUUUAUCCUGGUCUAAGUGCACACCACAGAUAUAUCCUAACUGAGCUUAAUUUAUUUUGAAGAGAAAAAUGUGUACACAACAAUUCAUUUUGCGCAGUGUUUAUACCUUAUGGCUUUGAUCACCAUUAAAAUAUCCACAGUAUCACAUCAACUCUUUUUCUUUUGCUAUCUAAGUUUUAGGGGAUAUAAGGCAGGCGUAUUGCGCCUGAAUUUGAAAGAAAAAAGGCCUUCCCUUUAAAAAUCACUGUCAAGUACUGGCUAAAUGUUUUUGAGCAGGUGACCCCUUUGUUGUGGCCAAUCACACACGGUGCCGGGCAUACAGGUUGACCGUGUGUUUCAUCGUUGCACAUUUUCCUACAGGAACAACCUGCCUUUCUCAGGAGAUGGCACUCUUGGUGACUAUCUGUACCAGUAGUUUCUGGGUAUGGAUUCAGUUCAGGCAAGCCAAUUAUAGUUGACUGUCAGAUAUGCCAUUGUGUUCGGUUAGAUGGUAUUUUGAUAGGCCUGUUCCAACUAACUUGGAUGGCGUUAAGUGACUUAAAAUAGACAACCACAGUUUGAGCUGUUGAAAAUAGAGUGUAUAGUAUGCCACUGCCUGACAACAUAUCCCCUUGAAAUGUUUCAGCAACUUAAAUAUGUUAACAAUUAUCUGUGCAAAUAGAAGCAUUCAUAUCA